Molecule: messenger RNA, 497 nt
Organism: Cyprinodon variegatus (sheepshead minnow)
Lineage: Eukaryota; Metazoa; Chordata; Actinopteri; Cyprinodontiformes; Cyprinodontidae
Product: splicing factor 3A subunit 2-like
Exons: 5
Coding region: 84-497 (137 amino acids)
Source: RefSeq, a predicted model, not a curated record
AGACGAUAAAAGAGACUGAAGGUUUAAGCAGAAUCAGGAGAUCUUCUGGAACCAGAAUCUGUCAUUUCAGCAGAUUUCUCAGAAUGUACGGCCAGAAUCAAGGGAACCAGUUCCCUGGAGGGUUCCCCAACCAACCUCAGGAGAUGCCAGGUGCUAACCCUGCUUUUCCUCCACCGAUGUCAAACUGUCCUCCUGUAGUUGGACAUCCAGGACAUCCUGUACAUCCUGUACAUCCUGGACAGCCUGUGCAUCCAAUACAUCCUGGACAUCCUGUACAUCCAGUACAUCCUGGACACGGACCAGGACCUGGGUACGGUCCUGGACCCGGACACUAUCAAGACCCGCAUCAUGGUCACCACCAUGGUCAUGGACACAAGGAUAAGAAAAAACACAAGCACAAGGAUAAGGACAAGCAUAAGCAUAAGAAGGGGAAGGACGGUCAUGGGGCGUCCAGCAGCUCCUGCAGCAGCAGCAGCAGCAGCAGCGACUCCGACUAA